UUCUAAGAGGAGCGCGGGAACGGAGGAGUGGGGCGGUCUGGAAGGUCUCGGAAAGACGCAGGAAAGGUUGUUCCCGUGCCAGGAGCUUCCCGUCCUGGCCGCCGGCUGCCUCCCAAGUGCCCAGGUACCGGAGAAGAUGACAGAGGAACUGGAUCUCCCGGGACAGGACUCUGAUGGGGGUAGUGAGGAGGUGGUCCUAACUCCUGCAGAGCUCAUUGAAAGGCUGGAGCAGGCUUGGAUGAAUGAAAAGUUUGCCCCUGACCUUCUUGAAAGCAAGCCUGAAAUUGUAGAAUGUGUCAUGGAACAGCUAGACCACAUGGAAGAAAAUCUCAGGAGAGCAAAGAAGGGGGACCUGAAGAUCAGUAUCCAUCGAAUGGAGAUGGAGAGGAUCCGCUAUGUCCUUAGCAGCUACUUGCGGUGUCGGCUCAUGAAGAUAGAGAAGUUUUUUCCUCAUGUCCUUGAAAAGGAGAAAACACGCCAUGAGGAGGAGCCUUCCAGCCUUUCUCCAGAAGAGUUUGCCUUUGCCAAAGAGUACAUGGCAAACACUGAGACCUAUCUAAAGAAUGUAGCCUUAAAGCAUAUGCCUCCUAAUUUACAGAAAGUGGACCUCUUGAGGUCAGUUCCCAAACCAGAUCUGGAUUCAUAUGUGUUUCUGAGAGUGAAAGAAAGACAAGAAAACAUCCUGGUAGAACCAGAAACAGAUGAGCAGAGGGACUAUGUGAUUGACUUGGAGGAAGGCUCGCAGCACUUGAUCCGAUAUAAAACCAUUGCACCUUUAGUUGCUUCUGGAGCUGUACAGCUAAUUUGAAACCAAAAAUAAAUAAACAAGAAAGAAGACAUGGAACCUUAGAGAAAAUAUUUAGAAGCCACACAUAUCACUCUGUGCCUACGGACAACAGGCUUUUCUCAGCAGUGCUGCGAGUCACUUGGGCAUUGAGAAGGCACUUGGGCAGGGUUCCUAACUUGCCACGUACCCUAACUUCCUGCCGGUUUGUCUAGAAUCAGCAGGUGGGGCCAUCGCUCUGUUCAAUCUACUGGGCAAGUACAUGACUCACUUUGUGCACCUUUUCCCUUUGUAGUGUUUUUUUCUUUUUUUAUAAUUUUACUGUAGAAAUAUG
Molecule: messenger RNA, 1118 nt
Organism: Eptesicus fuscus (big brown bat)
Lineage: Eukaryota; Metazoa; Chordata; Mammalia; Chiroptera; Vespertilionidae
Gene: GINS4
Product: GINS complex subunit 4
Exons: 9
Coding region: 137-808 (223 amino acids)
Biological process (GO): DNA-templated DNA replication; double-strand break repair via break-induced replication
Cellular component (GO): GINS complex
Source: RefSeq, a predicted model, not a curated record